AUGGCCACCGCCCCAACACCUGGCCAGGAUGGCUCACAGCAAGCCCCGAGCCGGAUCCAGGACACUUCUUUGGGGGCAGAAAAACUCUCGGCUGAUGUCUUAUCCUCAUCACCUGCUGCUGGUCCCGCCGUCAAAGGCCCCCCUCCUGAGAAGCCCUCCAAUGUGCGCCGUCGCUCUCUCGUCAUCCUCUCCUUUUGGGCCAUUGUGUUGUGCCUCGGCUUGCCAAUAUGGUGGUUAACGACAACAAUAUACCGGGCCCCUUUACCGUUAGAUACGAUGCUUCGAUGGGCCGACGGCAAGGCAUGUCGUCCGGUCUUCCCCUUGCAUAUAUCUGUCGAGGCCUCCUCUCUCCAGGAGCAGGAGGCCCAAAAUCUUCUUCGCCUCACCCAACAUGCUCUCGAUGACCUGAAUGAUGUCGCCAGUCAUCAUCUCCGGUUACAACUCGCUCCACGAGAUAAUGCCCCGACGGCUCCCGAUGGCGACGCCGACCCCGACGACAAAUCACCCGUCGUAUUGACGGUUCGCCUAACCCCCGGCCAAUCUACCCAGGCGUCGCUGCAUCCUCACUCUCCAAUUCUCGACAUUACUUACCCCCCUACCGCCAUCCCGUCACCCACGUCGUCAUCAUCCUCCCUCGCUUCGUAUAUUGCCAACGAGCUACUUUCCACCUAUGCCGAGGAGCGAACUAUCAUCUCCUACCUUCUCUCCAAGUUUCCGGCAGCUUCCGAGCCGCGACCUAACGGGCUAUCGGCCGAGGCUGCGGAAUCCCUGUCCAAACGCACCACACGGUCUCUACGAUAUUCUCCCACAUACCACCUUACGUUCUCCCUCUUUACCAGCGGCGCUGUGCCGAACACCUGGGAUAUCGAGAGGGCCAUCCAGGACUACAUGCAGCCUUUGCUAGAUGUCCUUGGCCCUGUUCAUAACUUCACGAUGGAUACUCAGAUUCAGCUCUACGCGACUCCUGGCGCACAAUCCGAUGUGCUUAGCAAGGAUGACUUGGCAUCAUUCAUCAAUGCCGCCGAAUGGCCUCUAUCGCCUUCAAUUGGCGGAGCCCCGACCAUCAACUUCCUCCUCUUCAUCGGCAACCAGACCGUUGGCCUGGAUUCGGCCUCGGUCCCGGACACGACUUCAGAAGCUGCGCACUCGUGGCUGAUCCCAAAAUGGGGAACCGUCUACCUCCAACCCCUAUCCCCAUCGGCCUCGCACGUAACUAGCUCCGACCUGAAGCAGCCUAUGCUGACGUUUGCUGGGCACCUCCUCUCCCUUCUCGGAACCCCGGAGACCGGGUCACUCCCACUUCGGCUCUCGACGUUGGGGCGAAUCCGAUCCGCCGACCUCCUGCUGCGGGCAUCUUCGACACUGGGCUCCCUGGCACGACUGUCCAGGGCACUGCCGUCGAUUUCGAUCCCGCGAAGCGUCGCGGACGGGGUAGCCAAGACGAUACACCACCUGGAGCUCGCGUGUACCCACCUCGGCGACCUGGAAGGAUUGGUGCACGCUCGCAUCGCCGAGGCUGAAGCCGAACGGGCUUUCUUCGAAAAGAGCAUGGUUGGCCAGCUCUACUUCCCCGACGAACACAAAGUCGCCGUCUACCUCCCACUUUUAGGGCCAAUUGGCGUACCAUUGGUGAUGGGCCUCAUCAACGAGAUAAAGGCGUGGAGGAAGAGGAGAAGAGAGAGGGCGGCAGCGGCAGAAAAGAAAGAUCUGUAGACUUGGACGAGAAACAUAACAAGAAGGUACACUGAAGCAGAAAUAGAAUGGAGAACCAUUUGAGUCCUGAACCGAGUUUGAGCUUCUCGAUUCAUGUCUAGGUACCUUAAGGUGUACGGUACUAUCAACUGAAGUUAUCUACUCCGUGCGACGUAUAUCCAUACGUUCUGUUGACAUGUCUAUAACAAGCCUUGCACUGGCAAGGGAUCGGCAUGUCCCGGGCCCCGGCAGUUUAAAACCCGGUGCGGCUGACUGUGGCUUGAAUUUGCC
Sodiomyces alkalinus F11 is the source of this 1983-nucleotide messenger RNA. RefSeq lists its product as hypothetical. Gene Ontology annotation, biological process: attachment of GPI anchor to protein. Gene Ontology annotation, cellular component: GPI-anchor transamidase complex. The record is from RefSeq and is a predicted model, not a curated record. Bases 1 to 1713 code for a protein of 570 amino acids. The transcript has 2 exons. Lineage: Eukaryota; Fungi; Ascomycota; Sordariomycetes; Glomerellales; Plectosphaerellaceae.